AUGGGCACGUCGGGGUCCUCUACCGCUCGUAUUCACAUUUGCGGAAAUUGCGGCAGUGAAUUCGUCAAAUGGAUGGGGCGUUGCCCGACCUGUCGCGAGUGGAAUACGUUGCAAGAGCACGCGGUCCGGAGAGAACCAGCCUCUGCGUCAAGGCCAGUUUUUGGCACAAAUAUUUCAUCUAGUGGCGCACGACCGGCAUCUUGGUUAGAUGGUAUCCCGGGUAGUCUGGGAUCGAAUGCCCCCGUUCGCAUCACUGAUUUGGUCUCGUCGGACGAUGGGUCCACGAAUACUCUUUCACGUCUACACUCCUCCCAACGAGUUACGAUUCCUAAUGACGACGAACUGAACGUGGUACUGGGUGGAGGUAUUAUGCCCGGAUCGCUCAAUCUCAUUGGGGGCGAUCCCGGGGUUGGAAAGUCGACUCUUAUGCUCCAAAUCGCUGGAGCCGUGGCGAGCCUCGCCAUCCCUACUCCCGGCAUUGGCAUGGGCCUGCCCGACUCCAACAAUACCCGUACGAAAAGUUCGACCGACGGGACGGGUGGACCCGUCUGGUACGUGUCAGGGGAAGAAAAUCCCGACCAAAUCGCUUCUCGUGCAAGUCGUUUGGGAAUUUUGCAAUCCGAACUAUGGUUGCUAGGAGAAACGCACGUCGAUACCCUUUGCCAACAGGUUGUUGUGCACGCUCCCGCUCUGAUUGUAAUUGACUCGAUCCAAACCAUGGUCUGUGACUCCGGUGGCUCGUCGUCGGCGGGAGGCAUUACGCAGGUCCGGGAAUGCGUCGCGCUGUUGCUAAGAUUGGCCAAAUCAACUCGUAUCCCCAUCUUUUUGGUAGGUCACGUUACCAAGAACGGUGACGUUGCCGGUCCCCGGACUGUCGAACACAUGGUUGAUUGCGUACUAUACUUGGAAGGGAGUGCGCAUAACGACGGAUUGAAUUUGCGCAUGCUGCGGGCGAGCAAGAAUCGGUUUGGCUCGUCCGACGAAGUCGGCGUCUAUGAAAUGACGGCGGGACGUUUGUUGCCCGUCUCGGAUCCGUCGUCGCUCUUUUUGGCGCACCGCGUAACGCAAGAAGAUGCGGAAGGAUGCGCGAUUGCCAUUGCACUGGAAGGGAUGCGCGCCAUGACUGUGGAAGUACAAGCCUUGGCAACACCGUCGGGAAGUACUACUGGCUAUGGUCGUCGGACGGUGGAAGGAAUCGCCAUGUCGAGACUAAACUUAUUGAUUGGUGUCCUGCAGAAACGCUGUGGUGUAUUCAUGUUCAAACAAGACGUAUACAUUAACGUGGCCGGGCGCAUACGUCUUGAUCGAGGUGAAGGCAACGCAGUAGAUCUGGGCGUAGCCGUGGCGUUGGUUAGUAGCUUGGCAACGAUUGCGGUGCGGUCGGAUACGGCGUUUGUGGGGGAAGUGGGACUCCUGGGUGAACUGAGAUCUGUAGCAGCGCUGCCAAAACGCUUGGCCGAAGCACGCCGCAUGGGCUUUUCUCGCGUCAUUACACCUCGA
Molecule: messenger RNA, 1500 nt
Organism: Phaeodactylum tricornutum CCAP 1055/1
Lineage: Eukaryota; Bacillariophyta; Bacillariophyceae; Surirellales; Neidiaceae
Exons: 2
Biological process (GO): recombinational repair
Molecular function (GO): DNA binding; ATP-dependent DNA damage sensor activity; ATP hydrolysis activity
Source: RefSeq, a predicted model, not a curated record